This is a messenger RNA of Chlamydomonas reinhardtii, 3785 nucleotides long. RefSeq lists its product as uncharacterized. NCBI's taxonomy places the organism in Eukaryota, Viridiplantae, Chlorophyta, Chlorophyceae, Chlamydomonadales, Chlamydomonadaceae. The transcript is spliced from 14 exons. Gene Ontology annotation, molecular function: protein kinase activity; ATP binding. The record is from RefSeq and is a predicted model, not a curated record. Bases 746 to 2290 code for a protein of 514 amino acids. Gene Ontology annotation, biological process: protein phosphorylation.
GGCAGAGCUGGCAGACCACCCAGGACUACAGCUCCGGUAGCUUGGCUCCGGUAUCGUUUUCCCGCCGCAGCAUCGACGCCAACUGGCGCCACAAACGGCCCCAAGCUAUGCGCUGCCAUACCACAUCGCCGACACGAAAGUCACAGGACCCCUAUGCCGCACGCUGGCUAGCAUUCUUCGGGAGCGACCAACAGUGCAUGAUGACCAACUCUGCCCACACGUUGCGGGCCUUGCUUGCAACAACACUCAAGUUGCAGCCUGCAUGUCCAUAUUGCUCCAAUCCCGCAGAAAUGUGACGGUGCCCGGUGCAGUUCGGUUGGCUCAGUUUGAGUCCUGCGAACCGAAUGAAGCCAGGGAGGGUCCAGCAGUCGGUUUUCGCCGACCGGGAAUUCACUCACCAUGACUUUAUACGUAUUAAUGUAACGGCCACAGCAACCACACUUAUGUGUACAGCGCAAAUCUGACGCUGAAGGCAUAUUUUGCUCCUUGUUACGUGUUCUGUGCACGCACGCCCUCUGCGCAACACACAAGCGCUAGCAUAUUGUAGCCGUAUGAGCUCCUGAUGGGCGCGAAGCUCUCCGCUUGCGCGUUCGGCCCGGCGCGCUCACAUGACCAGCUUCAAGGCUCGGGAGCGCCGUGCGCACCCGCAUACGUCCCAGAGAGCGUCUUCAACAUUGCGUUGAUAAAAGACGUCCCUGCUGAGGUAUCAGAACCGGCUGACACAUUCAAUUACCUUCGCGCCCUCAUGCUGCCCAGCAGCACUUCAGCGGAGGCCAAACCGGCGCAGGCCGCGGUCAAGCCAGCUGUGCAACCCAGCGUGAUUGCCAGAAAUGCAGCUUCGCUCACGCCGGAGGUGCGGGAGGAAGACUUCUUCGCCUCAGAAAUAUCGGCGCGGCUCCGUGAGGCUGGCGCUGCGGCGCCGUACCUCCUAGCCUCGACACGGACGCUGAUCACACAAGAGAACAUCUUGGUCAAUAGCGUGGAUGAACUGACCGAGUUCAUUGAGCUCAAGGACGCGCUGGGCUCGGGCGGUUUCGCAACGGUGUUCAAGGGAGUGUACCAGGCAAGCGAGGUGGCAGUGAAGCUGGCCACCACACCCAAGAACACAGACCAGGACCGGUUCUGCCGAGAGGCGGUGCUGGCGCAGCAGCUGCGGCACCCGCACGUGGUGACAACCUACUUUGCGCGGGGCGCCAAGAUGACCAGCGAGAUGAUUGAGGAGUUCUACAAGGUGCACGAGGCCGAGCUGGCGCAGAAAGCCGGCGGUGGCAAGGGCGCAGGCGCAGCAGGAGGAGGCGCGGCCGGCGGUGGCGGCGCCGGCUUUGCACCCCGGUACCGCAGUAUGCCGCCGCCGGCUUACAACCUUGUGCCCAGCCUGCCCUCUAUGCGCUCCGAGGACAACAUGGGCAACCCGCGAGUGGUGGCACCGCAGCAGCAGGGCGGCGGCUGGGCGCAGGCGCUCCACACCAUGGGCGUGCUGCCCGGCCAAAUCCUCAUGGUCAUGGUGCUGGAGCUGUGCGAGUCGGGCAGCCUGUCGAACGCGCUGCGGAACGGCGCCUUCACGCCGCAGCCCGGGCGGCUGUCACCGCUGACCGCUCGGCGCAUGCUGGUGCGCACCGCCACCGAGGUGUGCCGCGGCAUGCUGCACCUGCACAACGCCAACGUCAUACACGGUGACCUGAAGCCUGGCAACGUGCUUCUGUCGCGCUCGAACAAGGACCGCCGCGGCUUUGUGGCCAAGGUCGCCGACUUUGGUCUGUCCAAGCUCCUGCACGACGACACCAACCACGUCUUGUCGGACCACGUCGGCACUGUGGCGUACUCGAGCCCCGAGGCCAUCAACGGCAACCACAGCAAAGCCUCCGAUGUGUGGGCGUUCGGCGUAAUGCUGUGGGAGCUUGUCACGUUGGAGCGGCCCUACAGCAAGCUAUCGCUCCCGCAAAUCCUGGCCGGCGUGGGGCUCAAUACACUGCGACUGCAGUGGCCGCGGCAGCUGUGGCCCGAGCUGUGCGCGAUAGGCGAGCGCUGUGUGGCGCCCGACCCCGCCGCGCGGCCCAGCUUUGCGCAGUUGGAGGAGGAGCUGGUGGUGCUGGAGGAGGCCAUGCGGGAGGACAGCCGCCGCAUUUCGGUGGAGCAGGCAGCGGCCCGCACCGGCAGCACGGCCAGCACCAGCAGCGCCGCCGCCGCUGCCACUGGCCGCCGCGCGCAAGCCGUCGCCGCGCCUGCCACGCCGCCCUCGCCCUUUGCGGCGGCUGCAGGCGCGAGCGUUAUUGCGGAGGCCCACGCCUGAGCGCUUCGCAUUCAGCCGUCAUGUCCUGAAGUUAUCGAUUCAUGCUAUCUGAACUGUUACCUGCUUGAUUGAUGAUUAUGCGUGCCUGUCUGCAUCGUGAGUGUGUUGCUGAGUGUUUUGAUGAGAGUUGGGUUUUCUGGUAGGAGAGACGGGCAUUGCUGAGGAUUGCAUUCUUAGGCACAUUCAAAUGCGUGCGCGCACAAAACUGGGUGAGUAUUAGGGGAAAGAUCGAACGAAUGAAGGUACUGCUGCUUCAGGUCUAUCUGGGGGGGCCUGUCGUACCUAACCCACGAAUGACAACAAGAACAUCUACAUUGUUUGGUAGGUAGGGGCGGCGGCGUCAGUUGCUGGUGAUGUCUUCGUACAUGCGACAUCUGCAGUGACUUUCUGCGUGCAUUGAAGUACUUUCUCAGUACUGAGCACCGACUUGAGGUCAUGCGCCGCUACACAGGAUUGGGUGGUGGAUUUUGGCAACCAAGAAUCACAUCCUGUGAUCGUUCUUGUGGAUGCGAUGGGACACGAUAAGGGACAGGGUGAGGGGCAGGAGCCGCAAAAUUCAACAAUCAAGUUACGAUGUCAAAGCAUGAGCGCGCGCCUGGUAGAAUGCGGGGGUUACUGUACCGAGGCGUCGCUGGCCUUCUGACGUACGUAAUCAAUGACGAAUCUUGUGGAUGGGCCCCGACUGAGUGGAAUAAGGACAACGGCUUCGUUUUCGUGCUUGUGUGUUGCUGCGGAGGUGGUCACAACCCAUGCUGCUGCGGUCAAGGGCACACUGCACUCGGUUGCGUGCUUCUGUCUCGUCGUUGUAUCCAUUGCGUUACGCAGGCGUGUGUGUGGAAGGUUGCGCGUGUUCGUUCGUUGGGGGUUCGGGGGCGGCAUGGCUGGGCAUUUGCCGAGGCUAUUGGUAAAGUGGAGGGCUGCACUGCCAGGCAGCGCCGGUGGGGGGCGCACGGCGCAUGCCGGGACCGCACGGGUGGGAGGGGUGGUGGGCGUGUGAUGGGAGGGGUGGUGGGCGUGUGAUGGGACAGGGUUCAAGGCAGGUUGGCGAGGUCCCGUAGGGUGCAGCCGAUGCCCAGACCCGUAAGCAGACAGCAAACAGUUUGCAGUGGCAGAGCAGAAGUGCAUGGCUGGUCGAACGCCGGCGUUACUGUACCGACAAGUUGCUGGCUGGCUGGAAGUUUGCUGAUGCGCAUUCCUCACGCUCCGGGCGCCCGGCCAGGCGAUAGCACCACACAGACAGACCGCAACGCCACACUCGCGAUGCAGAGCCGCAGCGCACCUGCAGGAAGAUGACCAGCGUCCACGGAUGAGCACCAGAGGCAACCGCAGAGAAAAUGCAGACAGAGUGCCGUGGCAGCCGGCGGCCUUGCUAGGUGGCCCCGGCCGCCAGGCACGUGGCUCCCCCCUGCUCCCCUGCAUAGCUGGAGUUACGGAAGGAGGAUUGAACGCCCUGCUAACAUCGUGCUCGCCACGCACCUUGUAACCAUACAACCGG